UUAUUGGUUUCGAUUCGAACCACAAGAAAUGUCAUCAGAAAAGAUUCCUGUGAUUUGUGGUCAAUGGUAUCAGCAUAUAUUGGAUCAUACUAAUGAAAAUAAGGAUAAAUAUGUCUAUACCGUAUUUUCUUAUUUAUCUCAAAUAUAUCCAAAGAUUGAAGGACAUUUGAACAUUUUGUUCGUAUUAGUAGGUAUAGCUAUUGAUAGAGUUAAGCAAUGUUCAGAAGAUAGAAUUCUUAAUGCGAUUCGUCAAAUUGACUUUCAACAAGAUAUCGUUCAAUCAUUUUUACGAAUGGUUAAAGAUAUUUUAAGAUUUAGUGUCAAAAAUACAGAUGACACUCUAAUUAAGAAAAUUAGACUGAUUUGUGAUUGCAAUUCUGAAGUUUUAAAUAUUCCUAAUUCGUUGAAAAUUUUACAUCCAUUAGCAGAAACUUCUGAUUCAAACAUAACUUCCACUACUUUAACUCUUCUUCGUUCUUUUAAAUUCUGGAAUUUUAUAUUACAAGCAACUGGAAAGGUCUCUGAUUUGAAUGCGCAUCCAUACAUUCGACAAAUUAAAAAUAUAAUAAAUGAAUUUAUUAAAAUUGUAAAAAGAAAUUCUAUUACGAUCCGAUCUUUACAACAGCUUCUCAAAUAUGAGGAUGAAACGUUAAUUCGAUUUUUUAAUUCAAAUAAU
This is a messenger RNA of Dentiscutata heterogama, 676 nucleotides long. The record is from the annotation of a GenBank genome assembly. NCBI's taxonomy places the organism in Eukaryota, Fungi, Glomeromycota, Glomeromycetes, Diversisporales, Gigasporaceae.